AUGGUUGAAGUGUCAUUGACGGUUGGUAAGCUUGAUGCUUCCUUAGCCUUACUUUUAACAAAAGAUCACCAUUUAAUAGAAUUUCCAACCAUAUUAUUACCAAAUGGUGUUAAAGCAGGAUCAAUAAUCAAAAUUAAAUGUGAUCAAGAUUUUGAAACGGAAAAGGAAGAACAGAAGAAAUUUCAAGAAAUCCAGGAUGAAAUAUUGUCUACAUUUGGCAAAAACUUACCUAAAUCUCCAAAUUUAAAGAUCAAAAACGUUACUCAAACUUCAUGUGUUUUAGAAUGGGAUCAAUUGGAAUUGGGUACUUCUAAUUUGAAGAAUUUGAUUUUAUUUAAAGAUGGGAAAAAAUUAGGAGUUAUUCCUCAACCUUUAACUAAUAAAACAACUAAAUUAUCUGGUUUACCAAUUGAUAAAACUUUCCAAUUCCAAUUGAGAUUAGAUACCACAGCCGGGGUUUAUCUGUCUGAUAUAAUUGAAGUAACCACUCAUAAAAUGACUGAUUUAUCCGGUAUCACGGUUUGUCUUGGUGAAAUUGCACCAAAUGAUCCUUUCACUGUUGAUGAUAUACAAGAUACUUUGAAAAAUAUGGGUGCUCAUUAUCCUGCUCAAACUUCUGUAAAAGUUGACACAACACAUUUCAUAUGUACAAGAGAAAGUAAACAAGAUUUAGAAUAUUUGAAAGCUUCAGAUAUGAAUAUUCCAAUAAUCAGACCUGAGUGGUUAAAGGCUUGUGAAAGGGAAAGAAGAAUUGUUGGUGUUCGUGACUUUUAUGUUAAAGAUUGUGUUCUACCUGACAUUUUUGCUAAAAAUUACUGGAGUAAGAACUCUACCGCAGCCACUAAUAAUUCAGGUCCUACUGAAGCUGACGCUGCCACAAAAGAGGAAGAACCACAACCUGAAGAGACCUCUGUUCCACGAAUUGAAGUACCUGUCGAAGAGCCAUCCACCCAGGAAACUCAAGAACCAGCCACUCAAGCAACAGAAGCAUCUACUCAAGCUCAAGAGCCAUCUUCUCAACCUACUGAAGAUUCAACUCCUGGUAUAGUUGAAGAAAAACCUAUCGAGUCUGCUGAACCUUCAACACAAGAACCAAAGUCUAAUGAAGAUUCCGAAAGUAAAGAGUUACCUGAUACUCCGAAAGAAAACGAAGAAGCAAAUAAUGAAGAGUUCGAUGAUGUUUCGAUUAAUGAGCCACCUAAGAUCAUAGAACCUGAAUCAACUGAACAACCUGAAUCAACUGAACAACCUGAAUCAACUGAACAACCUGAAUCAACUGAACAACCUGAAUCCACUGAGCAACCUGAAUCAACUGAACAACCUGAAUCAAUUGAACAACCUGAAUCAAUUGAACAACCUGAAUCUCAAGUACCAUUUGAAAAUCCCCAAGAUUUAGCUGAAAAAGUCAAAUCCAUAACAGAAGAUACCAAGCAAGAAGCUUUAUCUCCAGUUAUGAAAAGUUCAAAAGCAAAAGCAGUUGAAGAAUCCGAUUCUGUAUCUAAGAAAGCAAUGAAUGAAGCUAAAGACAGUGAACUUCUUUCUGUAAAUGGUUCAGGAAUUGAUCCAUCCAAAGCUGAUCAACCGGCUGAAGAUUCUACAAUUGCAUUGGAUCGUGAAGUAUCUACUGGAAAUAUUAAAUUGGACGACCCAGUCGCUGAUUUGGAAAUAGGAACAAAUGAAGCAGACGCUGAUGAUCAAGAAGAAGAAACCGACGAAAGCAAAACCGAUGGAUCUGUUCCAUCAACACCAGCAUCUAAUAACGGUGGGAACAGUAAUAAAAAAAAUAAAAAGAAGAAUAAUAAAAAGAAGGGGAAAAAAAAUUAA
Messenger RNA from Hyphopichia burtonii NRRL Y-1933, 1824 nucleotides. RefSeq names its product Chs5p (gene CHS5). The record is from RefSeq and is a predicted model, not a curated record. Gene Ontology annotation, molecular function: protein dimerization activity. Gene Ontology annotation, cellular component: trans-Golgi network; exomer complex. NCBI's taxonomy places the organism in Eukaryota, Fungi, Ascomycota, Pichiomycetes, Serinales, Debaryomycetaceae. Gene Ontology annotation, biological process: Golgi to plasma membrane transport; conjugation with cellular fusion. Bases 1 to 1824 code for a protein of 607 amino acids. The transcript has a single exon.